AUGACGACUCCAGCGGUCACUGAGAGCCGCAACGUCGUCAACAACGUGCUUGGAGGGGUCGAGGAGUACCGAAACUUGACCCAUCAAAACGUAACUCGUUCCUACUACGUCUACACUCCUAACACAACAACAAGCACAAUUCUGUUCAACAUUCACGGCUUGGGUGACUCUUGCCAUAAUUUCCGUCAGGCUAGCGGCCUGGUGUACUUGGCCGAUGAGAACGGCUUGGUAGUGGUGACACCAUGUGGGCUGCCCAACCGCUACUACUUCAACUCCUUCAACGCUGGAAUUUGCUGUCAGACCAACAAGCAGGUGGACGACUUUGGAUUGAUGAAAGCAAUCCUCUCCGAAGUCAACCCUUCGAACGCUUUGCCUGUUUACUCUGCAGGAUUCAGCAACGGUGGUAUGAUGUCUGAGGGUCUCCUGUGCCUCAACAUAGUCACCAGGGCGGUUUCCGUGAGUGGCGUCGAAGUUCUCGAGCCUGGUUCGGCUGAGGGCAUCAAAACUUGCACUUCGAACUUCACAGAACAGGAAGCGAGAAUGUCCAAUGUACACGGCACGGCUGAUUUCCUCGUCCCUUAUGGUGGCAAUCGUCUGCUUGGAUACCCUCCCAUUGAGGACGACAUGAAGGCGUGGUCAUCUAGGCUCGGGUGCAGCAUUAACUACACUAAAGUGAGGACUGACGAGGAAUAUGAUUUCUUGGAGUACACUGGUUGUCAACAUGCGGGCUCCAGAGUUCUACUCGUUCGCCACAAUGGCGGCGGUCACAAGUGGCACGGAUCUGGCCACUUUGACACCCCCCAAUUCGUGGUCAACUUUCUGUUGGGGAGAACUGAAACAGCAUCGCAGGAUACCGAAGACGAGCUUGAAUAUGUCGUUGAGCGCUCUGGUGGCAUAGCGGCCCCGGCCGACAGAAUUGAUCUUACUAACAGCGAAAUUGAUGGUACCAAGGCAUAUCUUGGGGUCAAGGAAAAGCGGCCUAAAGUCGUAGGCUUCUACUUGGCCGCUGAUCGUGAAAAUACAUUCGCCAUGAAGCUCUACAACAGUAUUGGCUUCGAAGGGCUAACGGGUAAAUCUGCCUUCUUCCGUUACAUUUACCCGACUGCCGACCAAUAA
Perkinsus marinus ATCC 50983 is the source of this 1116-nucleotide messenger RNA. RefSeq lists its product as hypothetical. The record is from RefSeq and is a predicted model, not a curated record. Bases 1 to 1116 code for a protein of 371 amino acids. Lineage: Eukaryota; Perkinsozoa; Perkinsida; Perkinsidae. The transcript has 4 exons.